UCCCCAGCAGCAGCAGCUCGGUGAUCAUGGCUGCCCCGGACCAGAGACAGCCAUGUUGGAUGAUUUAAACCCCUCAGCUCGGACUUGUUAUUGUUAUUGUUCGGUUAUCGCCGUGUCACCGCCAGCAGCAGCUCCUCUGGAGACCGAGGGGACCGAGGAGACCCGGGGCCGGGAGGACUGAGAGAUGGACUCGAAUAAUCAUUUCAACUAUGGCACCCACUCCUCAACAAACUCAGGACUGAAACUCUCCUCAGGGGAUUCUCUUUACACUAACGGGUCCUCCAUGAGUUUUCCUCAGCAGGGGAAGAAUCUGAAUGGCGAAAUGAAUGUUAAUGGCGUUUCUACUGUACUUGGGUCCAGUGUGCCUGGUUCCCACCCCCCAUCAACUCCCUAUCCACACUUAAGUAACCACCACCAGAGCGGAAUGGGCUACGACUACUUGUGGGGAGGACACCCUCAGUAUGGUCCAGGCAUGGGCACCUCUCCUGGACACGGGAUGCACCAGAAGCAGCCUCCAUCUGGAAUGGGGCAGCCUCAGCCACAGCACCACUUCCAGGGUCAUGGACAGUACCAACUGAACGGGGUCAUUGAAAGUUCCCCCCAACCCGCUGUUGCCGGCCCGACUAACAUCCCUCUAACAGGGAAUCAGUACUGGAACAGGAGUAACCCUGGCUCACAGCAGAUGAGUUACAAUUCCCACAGCAUGUAUGGAACCUUCCCGAGUCAGGCACAUCCUGGGAUUACAUCGACACAGCAUCACCAGCAGCAGUCCUUACAACAGUCCCCACAUCAACCAUCACAGCAGCACCUGCACUCCCAACGUCAACCCCACCACCGUCACCAGCAGCACCAGCAACCACAACAUUAUGGGAUGAUGCCUAAUGGGAUGCCCUACUACCAGCAGCAGUCGCCCCCUCAGCAACCUCCGCCUCAAGGCCAGGCUCAGAUAAUGCCCCAAACAUCCCAGAGUUUUACACCUCCAUGUGGCAGCCCACGACACCACAGUUUAGGCAGAAGGAGCACUGGCAGUCCUCUGCCUGGUGGAAUGUCAUCAACACCAAUUCUGUCACCAUCAGCAGUGCAAGACGGUGGAUCACCCAAGGGCCACAAAGAAAGGAGCCCCCAUGCUACUAGUGUGGGGAUGUCUUCUCCAAUUCAAGGGCAUUCAAGGGAGAUUGUCAAGGAGCCGGACACAAGCUAUAAUGGCAGCGAAAGGAUACCCGUUUCCCAGAGGCCACCCAAGACUGACAGUUGCCAACCCAAAUCUGCUGCUCAUGCGGGCCCUCAAAGUGAUUAUUGUCUCCAUACAGAUCAACCAGGACCUCAGCAUCCAGAAAUGACCUCCCCUGUCAGAGAUCCAGCUGUUAACCCUCAUCCCCAGUGUGUGUCAUCUCCACCCUCUGGAUAUAAUGCAGGAGGAUCUGUGUCUUUAACAAAGACCUCAACACCCCCGCGGGUCUCUACCGCUCCUGCUUUCUCUGGAUCCCCCACAUCUGCGGCUGGAGCCCCAGUCGUUUCAUCCCAUGAUGUAGAAGCCGCUCCUUCACAAAUGUCAUCACCUCCCAAAGUGUUCUUUACUCAGUCUUCAGUUGCUUCCUCCAGACUUUCCUCACCUCCCCUAAUGGUGCAAGGCCUCAGGGCUUCCACCUCUGGUACAGCUGAAGCAGCUCCCACAGGAUCUAAGCAUCUGCUGGAAGGAUCUUCUUCCCCACUGCUCAAGUCACCCUCAAAAAUGUCUACACCCCCUGCUUCAGCUGAGGGCGUGUUUAGACCCGUUGGAUGUUUUGCGAGCCCUCCAGUCUCGUCUUCUUUGGAGUCAGCGAUUAAUCCAUCAAAGGCAACAUUGCUUCCUAAAGCUUCUGAACCUCCUACAACUGUUUCCCCACCUGCCAUAGUCUGCGUCCCUUCUUACUCUGCAUCUAACUCACCUCUUGAGAUGCAGGAGGUUCAUGGGUCCACACCACCUUUGACACCAUGCUUCACAGAUGCAUCUAGGGGUCAGCAUGAAAUACCUGGUUCUACAAAGUCACUCUCUCCUGCUUUAUCUGCAAGUCCAAAUCCCUCAUCUACCCUUGUGGCUCAAUCUCAUACGUCUGCAUCAGGACCUGUAGCUUCAACAUCACCUGGCCCAUGUUUGUCAACGUCACAGACUCCUUCACUUGAUAGUAAACUUUGUGAGUCACCUCCAACAUCCCAGUGUAAAACACACACUCUUCCAGCUGUUGAUAAGUGUGUUCCAGCAGCUGAUGCAACAUCAGCAGCAUCCGUGGUGGUGAACCUCCCCCCACAAACAGCCCAAGACAGCCCUGCAGUCCAGCCUCUUUUUACCCUACCUCUUGUAACCACUCAAGCCUCCAGGACUCCACCCAUGUCCACACCUCCUGCCUCCGUGCCUCCUGUAAUGGGUACGUCUUCUAGAGUGGUCCAAAGCUCAGACACUGACCAGCAUCCUCCGCCUGUGCUACCACGGUCACCUCCCAAGUUGGAACGCCAUGGUCUUAGCGAGGAUAGGAAAGCAGUGGAAAAUGAAAUAAAACCAGAUGAGUGCAUUCCUCGUCUUGAUCCAGGCAGAGUAAUGACAUCACAGGUAGAAGCAACUGAAACUAAGAAAUCAGAAUUGUCACACAAAUCUGUUACUGAUCUUCCAGGAAAACCCUUACUGACCACCGGUGCUCUCGAUCAAACUCUCAAGAAUAAACCGGCAGAUUCUGAGAAGCAGCACAUAAAGAGCGGUAUCAUGUCUGAGACAGAAGACUCCGUGGCAACGUCCUCUCCACCCGGAAAGUCCCUGCAGCUUAACAGCACAAGGGUGCAGCAUCUGACCGAUGGACAAAGUUUUGAUAACACUUCCCAUACUGCCUCUUAUUAUGAUGGCAAUUCAACAUGUGACAACCUCUCGGAUAUCAAUGUCAGCCCUGUCGCGGAAAAGACCUCUCUUUUAUGUGGUGAUAGGUCAUCUUUAGAUGACUCCUCUGACUUCGACCACAGCUUUCCCAUGAGAGAGGACAGUUGUCAGUUUGACAACCCUGAGGAGGAGCAAUCUGCCACUUUUGACAGCACUGGCGAUGGCACAGUUUCAGUGGAAAACUCCAGAGAUGAUACAGUGGACAUGACCGAGGAAGGGGAAGCGUCUGAGGCAGAAGAAACGAGGAGCAGCUGUCAGAUUACUGGAGCAUCCAUGUUGGAGUCUUCUUUAAACAACACUUCUCACAAUGGAGAGCCUCCUGUUGACUCAAGUGAUGUGUCCAACUCACACCUAUUUGUGUCAUCUCAGUCAGUUUCUCAAGGUCCUGAAGCAGAAUGGGAGUCGGGGGGACACGAUACACCAGACUCAGCUGGAAACACUAUGAAGACCCCUGCUAAAAUGGUACUGACACCCCCGAGUUUGAAGAUGAGAGAUGAAAACGUCUUGGCCACCAGUACCCCAGCAGAGAGUCCUGCUGUACAACCACUUCAGCCAGUCACUGAGGAAGCUAUGUCACCUGCCGGAGGUCUUCUGAGCACCCCAGGGAAACCACGCAGACCUCGAACUCCAAAGGCCACAUUGAUUACAACCACGGCUCCAGAAGAGACCAAGCGGAAGCGUCGUGUUCGAACCCCAAAAGUGGAAAAGAUUAAGGCAGCUGAAGAAGUUGCCACUAAAGCGGAAGGGGCAAGGGGCAGAAAAAGAAAGAAAGCUCCCAACAUUAAUGUUAAAGAAACCUCAGAGGUGUCAGGGGAGAUGAAGCCUCUCGCACAGGAGGUUGAUCCGAUAACAGCCGCAAUUGAAGCUGUUCUGGCCAAUGCUUCAGUCAUCAGCCCGGCAGGAGGGAAAACCAAGAAGAUGAAAAGGGCUAGGAAGCAAGACCAAGAAGGAAAUCUAGUGACACAGAAACAAGAUGCCAAACCGGGUGCUGACGACGAUGAUGAUGAUGAUGGCAGCUCCACUGCAGGAGAAGCAAACAGGAGGAGGGUUGCAACAGAGGAGCAAGUGCGUUUCCCCUUAAUGCACGGUUGGAGGAGGGAGAUUCGCGUGAAGAAAAUGGAGAGCCGCAUGAAGGGGGAAACUUGGUAUUACACUCCUUGUGGAAGAAGGAUGAAGCAGUUUCCUGAAAUCAUCAAGUACCUGAAGAGACACGUAGACAGCGUGGUCACCAGAGAACACUUCAGCUUCAGUCCACGCAUGCCUGUUGGAGAUUUCUAUGAAGAAAGAGAAACUUCUGAGGGCAUGAAGUGGGUCCUCUUGGCUAAUGAGGAGGUUCCUUCUAUGAUCAUGGCCAUCACCGGUCGGCGCGGUCGACCUCCAAAUCCUGAUAAAGAGAAACCUCGCAGGAUUCGUGGCCUGAAAGGGGGACAGGCUCGCCGCCCUGGCAGACCUCCUAAAUUCAAGAUGGUUGACCUCCUCAGCAAAGUAGAUGCCAAACUGCUAAAGCGACUUGAGGCCAAGGAAGCUCUCACAGAGGAGGAAAAGGAAAAAAUAGCAAAAAUAAAAAAGAAAAUGAAAAAAAAGGCAAGAAUGAAGAGGAGAGAGGAUGCAAAGAUCAAGAAGAUGAGAGAAGGAAAAAAGAAAGCCAAGCUUGAGCACGAGACCAAACUCCUUGAGGGAAAGAUUGAACCAACAGACUCAACGGCCCCUCAGGUCACUCAUUUGGACUCUGCUGCCGAGCCCAAAAAGCCUGGCCGUAGGAGGUCGGUGAAGGUUGAAGCCACUACACCCGUGCAGACAGAAAGGGUAGUCCAGAGUAAUAGGGUGACAAGUGCUCGGAGUAAAGCCAAGGCCCUGGCUAAAGCCCAGGCGGAGGCAGAGGCAGCAGCUCAAGCUGCUGUAGCGGCUAAGAGGGCGGCGGAGCGGCGAGCACAAGCCCAGAGACGACUGGAGGAGCGGAAGAGGCAGCAGCUGAUAGCAGAUGAGUUGAAGAAGCCCGCCGAGGACAUGUGUCUCACUGACCACAAACCCCUGCCAGAGCUGUCCCGCAUUCCUGGCGUGGUUCUUUCUGGAACAGCUUUCGCACACUGCCUGGCUGUGGUGGAGUUCCUUCACGGUUACGGAAAGCUCAUCGGUCUCAAUGUGCCCAAGGACAUUCCCAGUCUCGCUACCCUUCAGGAAGGUCUUCUGGGUCUGGGGGACAGUCAAGGAGAAGUUCAGGAGCUACUGAUAAAACUGGUGGAGUCAGCACUGCAUGAUCCAGGCCUGCCUUCCUAUUAUCAGUCAGUAAAGAUACUCGGGGAAAAGUUGGUCGAGUUGGAACUGACCCGCAACACAGUCUCAGAAGCUCUUCGCAUCUUUUUGGAAUCCUAUGGUUAUGACACGGAGGUUUGCAACACAUUGAGGACCAAAACGUUUCAUGCCCUGUCUCCAGACACCAAGGCAUCAAUCCUGGGUUUCCUUGUGGAAGAGCUUAAUGGCAGCAACAUUGUGACAAGUGACAUCGACAACACGUUGGAAAACAUGGCAACUUACAGAAAGAACAAGUGGACCAUUGAUGGGAAACUGCGCAAACUAAAAGCUGCACUAGCACGGCGCACAGGCCGCUCUGAGGAGGAGCUGUGUUUUGAGGAGAGGAGGCGCAGCGCCAGAGUAGCUGAAGAAGAGAACCUCAGUCUAGAGGAGACUGGUCUGGUCCUGGAGAGAGGGAGCCGACGAGCACGCAAAGAAGAGCCUAAAGUCAGCGAUAAUGAGAGCCCCAGCAACGCCAGCAUUCCAGAGCUUGAACGGCAGAUAGAUAAGCUAACCAAACGACAAGUUUUUUUCCGUAAAAAGCUGCUCCAGUCCUCUCAUUCCAUGCGGUCCAUAAUGCUGGGUCAGGAUCGUUACCGACGCAGAUAUUUGGCUCUACCUCACCUCGGAGCAGUUCUGGUUGAGGGUCCUGAAGAACUGCUGACUUCAGGAGAUGUCCUUGUAGCUGAGGUGCCCGUCACUUUCCUCAAAAAAGAGCCCAAAGUUGAGGAGCCUCCCAUGCCGACGACUCCACCUCCUGUUCUACCUUCAUCUCCAUCUUCUGUCACUCCCGGCCAGGAAGAGGACCCCCUUCCCGGCACUGCGUCCCUUAUGAGCACGCAAAGAAGUCGCGGACGUCCACGAAAAAUCAAACCUGAAGUUGAGCUUCACCUCCGCACAGCAAAGAUCCGCCGCCGGCGUCGAAGUAGCAUCAGAUCUGAUGGAGGAGAAAGCCUCACAUCACCCAACAAUCCCACUCAAGACCUCACUCAAGCAGCUUUCCAAAACUGGCUCAGCCAGCCCCAUGACACGGUGGUCAAUGGGACGUGUUCGAUGGCGGGGGAAGCUUCAGAGGGCAAUCGGCCUGAGGAAAGUGUCAAAGAUAUGGCAGAGAAACGAGGACAGUGGUUCAAUCUGCUCCCCAAACAACCCUGUGAUGAUAGCUCUUUGACUGAACCCCAAACGCCCACCUCGCCCCGCUCGCCUCCAAAACUUCUCCUUCAGAUCCCAGGUGUUUCGCCAGCAUCCGCUGCUUCUGUCAUGCAGCUGGAUACAUCUUUGCCUGCCCAGCUUCCUGCUGAGCAUGGAGCUCCGGAGGCCCCGCAGGACGGAGCUCCAGCGGCACCGCAGGACGGCAACCCCCCAGACGCUCCUUCCCCUGCACUUGCUGGUUCUCUGCCGACAACUCCUCAGCUUCUUGCAGCUGCCAUUACUCCAAGUCCAGCCGUACCUGCCACCCCUGCCACCCCUGCCAGGCCCGGCCGCAGACGGAGGAGAAGCAGCAGAGGCGGGAGUCCCGCCCGCCGAGGGGCCCGGGGAGCUGCAGCUAAACGCCGCGGCCGCCCACCCAACUCUGUGUUUCAGGAACUGGAGCAGCAGUACUUCACACAGCUGGUGGUCAAGCCCAUACCAGCAUCAAUGGUGCGUGGUUGGUGGUGGAUCAAGGAUCCACAGGAACUGUUUUCCACAUUACAGUCCCUCCAUCCACGGGGCGUCAGGGAGAAGGUGCUGCAUAAGCAUCUGGCGAAGCACAUGGAGUGUCUAACUGAGAUGUGCACCAAAACUAUCAGCGAUCCGAUGUUUGAGCAGAAGGUUGAGCAGAAGGACCGGCUGCUGGAGGCUCUGCAGCAGCCCUGGCAGGUGCAGGAGAAAUCCAUGGAGGCAGACGUCAGCGCUCUGCAGUGGGUGGAGGACCUGGAGCAGCGGGUCAUUGCUUUUGAUCUAAUUAUGAAAGCACCUCCUUUGAAUGUGGUGAAUGAUGCGGAGACGAGCACAGACGCACUAAUGGCUGAGUUUCAGCCCUACACAAUCCCUGAUCCAGACUCCACACGUGACGACCUUCAGUACUAUGAACAUGACGUGGACCCACGGGAUGAUUGGAUUGUGCGAACCAAGAAGGAGUGGUCCGGCUUGCCUCGCAUCGCCACGCACCCGGUGGACCUGGCCGUGCUGCGCUUGGCCAACCUGGAGAGAAACAUUGAGAGACGCUACCUGAAAGAGCCGCUGUGGAACCCAGCUGAGGUGAUGCGACUCGCUCCGCUCACUCCUACACCUGGAGAAGAGCAGCCAAUGGAUGUCUUCAGUCUGGAGAGUGAAAUCACCUCUCGACUACGAACGUGGCGGCAGGCUUUAGAUCGUUGCCGUAGUGCUCCCCAGCUCUGUCUGUGUUUACUUCAGCUGGAGAAAGCCAUUGCAUGGGAGAGAUCCGUUACUAAAGUGACCUGUCAGGUUUGCAGAAAGGGGGACAAUGAUGAGUGCUUGUUGCUAUGUGACAGCUGUGACCGGGGCUGUCACAUGUACUGCCUGAAGCCCAAAAUCACGCAGGUUCCAGAGGGAGACUGGUUUUGUCCAACCUGCCUUGCCAAGGCGGAUGGUGAGUCCCAGCAAUCAUCCAAAAAGCGUGCCAGGGUGAAGAAGAGAAGGUAUGAAGACGACAGCUCUGAGGAUGAGAUAAAAUUGCGACCCACUGUCAUGACAACACGGCCUAAGGAGUCUCCGGCACCUUCAUCAUCCUCCCGUCACUCUGGAGAAGGAAGCAGCGCUAAACGGCGUCGUAUGAUGACACGCAACCAACCAGACCUCACCUUCUGCGAGAUCAUUCUAAUGGAGAUGGAGGCCCAUGCAGAUGCCUGGCCCUUCCUGGAACCAGUCAACCCCCGGCUGGUGCCCGGCUACCGCCGCAUCAUCAAGAACCCCAUGGACUUUCUCACCAUGAGAGAGAGGCUGCUGCAGGGAAUGUACUGCAGCUGUGAGGAGUUUGCAGCUGAUGCUCAGCUGGUCUUCAACAACUGUGAGCUCUUCAAUGAGGACACGUCUGAAGUGGGAAUGGCGGGACACUCGAUGAAGCGUUUCUUUGAGAGCCGCUGGGCGGAAUUCUACUCGGACAAGGACAAAUAGGAGUGGCUACGAUCGCCCUGAUGGUGGGGCUGUAGACUGUUGGUGCUUUUAGCGUCCCAUUCACACUUCCCAUUACUGCUAAGACUUCCUGGUGGUUGUUCCAGCUUUGUGUAUUAUCUAUUAUCUCAUGUAUAGGUAUAUAUGUAUAGAUUUUGGCUCUCUGUCUGUUAUGGUUUCCUCCACAGGCCUAUUUUUUUCUUUUCUUUUUUUUUUUAAGGCCCACAGCUAAAAUGGCUUAAACUUAUGCCCAUUCCCCAAUCAAAGUGAGGACAUGCUAUCUUCACCCUCCACCUUUUGUGUUUUCUUUACCUCGACACCCCAUCUGCUGUCAUGUCACAUCACAAGCUCCAUGUCAUAGCAAGGCCCUUGGUCAAGUCCUGCUCUCGGCUGAAGAUGCAGCCUCAGGCCGUGAGUAUUUUAGUUCUCACACUUUUACUGAAGGUCAGGGACUGAUCACACUGUCGCAGACCGGACCUACUCAUCUCUGCUCAAUGAAAAAAAAAAAAAUGGAUCAAAACUCUUGAUAGACUUAAGGUCCUUUCUCACCUGUUCAUUGGAAAUGUAAUGUAACGUGGUCUUAUGCCUAGAAGUAAUUUUUCGGGUCAUUUUAUUUAUAUAUAUAUAUAUAUAUAUUAUAUAUAUUUAUAUAUAAAUAAUAUUAAAUAUAAACCAUAGCUGGGAUUAUUUAAUAGCAAUAGCUUGUAGUGAAUGUGUACAGAUUACCUUAUAGAGAUGUUUAGACAAUUUAUGAAAAAGGCCAGUCAAACUAAAAGGAAUCUGUGGGACUGUCAGGAAUAGUUGUAUAACCUACACUUAAGUCUGCACGCACACUUUUCAACACGCUAUUUAUACCCACCUUCUACUGCUGUGUUAACAUUGGGUUAUGAAACUGGAGGGAUUUUAGCGUUGGUCAGUCUUAGAUUUAGAUUUCAGUGUCCGAUUUGUGAUGAGCAAAAGCAAAUAUUCUGCUAGUUACACCUGAACUGUCUACAACCAAAAGGAUCCUUCAGUCAUUCUAGCACCUGUAAAUAGUUUGGACACAGACACACAAACACUGAAAGUUCGCUCUUGCACUGUAAUCGCAACUUACAGGUCUAUUUGAAUAUUUGCACAUCUCCAAUACAAUAAAGUCUGCAGCUGCAAGACUGGAGGUGGGCAAGUGUUUAAAAACUUGAGUUUUUAAUUGUAGCUCAUCAGACCAGAUGAAAAACUUCUGAAAGUGGCUACAGCAGGGGGAAAUUCUUCUUUUAAAAGACUAGAAUUGCAAAUGAGCUGAUGAAGUACUGGGCAAGUUUCUGUCUGGUUUUCUGUCUUUACAUUCCUCUUUUAUUAUGUUGUUUUUGUUUUUGGUGCUGUUAAGGGUCCAUGUGUGAUGUUGCACAGCAUGGUUGGUGUGCUAUGAAGGCGCAGGAUGACUCCGCAGUCCGACUUUUAUUUAAACUUUCUUACACUGAACUUACAUCCACUGAUAGGAAACAAACGUUGAUGUUCCUUAGUACACUUAAAGGGACGGUAUGUUCAUAUUUUUCUUUCCAAAAAAAAAACAACAAAAAAACAUGAAAACCAAAUGUGGUGUUAAGUGAAUUUUUAAAAAUGUACAGUUUUGGUGACUUUAAAUUUGUUCCUUUAUAUUUUUAGGACCAAUUCAUUUUUAAGAGGAGGUAUUACAAGACUCUGUUGUAUUAAGGUGAUGUAACACGUGUGCAUCUGUAGAAUGUACUGUGAGCUGAAUAAAAACACAUCUUGUAG
Cololabis saira (Pacific saury) is the source of this 10063-nucleotide messenger RNA. It is a transcript of the gene baz2a, whose product is annotated as bromodomain adjacent to zinc finger domain, 2A. The record is from RefSeq and is a predicted model, not a curated record. Lineage: Eukaryota; Metazoa; Chordata; Actinopteri; Beloniformes; Belonidae. Gene Ontology annotation, molecular function: protein binding; DNA binding. The transcript has 30 exons. Gene Ontology annotation, cellular component: rDNA heterochromatin. The coding region runs from base 185 to 8314 and encodes 2709 amino acids.